Clonostachys rhizophaga is the source of this 4335-nucleotide messenger RNA. The record is from the annotation of a GenBank genome assembly. Lineage: Eukaryota; Fungi; Ascomycota; Sordariomycetes; Hypocreales; Bionectriaceae.
AUGCGAUGGGUGGAACCGUACUCGUACUCGGAACGCGAAUCUCAAUUAAGCAAACAACAAUCGACCAAUGCUCCCGACACAGAUGUGUUUUCUGAAAUCCGUCGAUUUAUUGUCGUCCAUGAGAGCCACGGAGCGUCGCAAUGCGUCCCUAUUCACACCUACGGUGGGAGAGGAGUGCGCAAGUGCAAUAUCAAGAUUGAGGACCAUGCAAGAGUCUUCCGAUAUGACAGCGAACUCUCGACCCCGCCCUCGGAGCAGCGGCUGAGAGAACCGAUCGGGGUUGUGAUUGAUAAAAGCAGUGAAUUCCAGCGAUUUCAUCCUGAAUCUGUGGCAAAUUUUGGAAAAGUCUACACCGUGGAACAUGAUGUCGCAGUAGCCAAUAUUGGAUAUGUUGUCAGGGCUCACAAUUAUCGUUUACAGCUCAACUGGGUCUCGCCUCGCAGCCAAGCCACCCUCACGGCUCCAGGCAGCUUGAGAGUUAAUGAGACUAUCGACUCAGCACCUCCAUUGACAAGUUCCGAAACCAUUUCACCCAUCUCGGAUACCACAUUCGAUCUGAACAAUAUUUCUGAGAAAAGCCAAAAGCAGCCAACGGCUGAACCGGCGACUGACUAUGCAGUGCUCAUUUUAUGCGCACUCUCUUCUGAGAUGACCGCAGUAAGGGCUAUACUUGAUGAGGAAAGACAUAUGUCUGUCAAUGACCAGCAUCAGUCCGACCACGAUGAUAUAUUGGGCCGUCUGCUGAAUCACAAUGUCGUCCUUGCCAAGAGACCUGCAGUAAUGUUUGGUUCAGAAGCCAUCGGCGGGGCGGUUCAGGAGACAUUGCAGACUUAUUCACUGAUCCGCGUCGUAUUGGUGGUCGGAACUAGGAAGGGAUGGAUGCCACAAAGACGCAGAGACGGGCCUGGUGAGGAAGGCAUCAAUCUGAUUCCGUGGGCAAAAGAUCAAGUAGAGCGAUCAGCAGCUUUUCGGUCCACAAGGCAUGCCAGGCCGCCAUCUAACGUGUUCAUAAAGGCUCUGAGUCGAUUGCAAGACCGACUAGAAUGGGGAGACAAUCAGAUUGGGCGUGAACUAUCUGAGAUACUCAAAAAGUACCCAGACAUCAGAAGAAAAUAUGCGUCUCCCCGGCCAUUCACCGAGCUUCCAGCUCAACAAGAUUGCGAUCAUUUUGCUCUAAAAUGUGAAGAGAGCGGCUCUUUACAAAUCAUAUCACAAAAGGGUGGAGGAGCCGAAGCACCCGGAAGUCGCCAGAGCAGCAUCGGUUUAGACGGUCAAAUCAGCAAUAGUGUGGCCGAGUAUUCGCUAUGCAAAGAGCUCACUGUGUCUUGCUCAGAGGAAGAGGGUGCUGGGACAAUGUUGGAUUUCUCAUUUCUAGAUAUACAAGGGAUAUACGACCAUUUCGAUUCUUACAAGAAGAACCAGGGAUGGCAGGUCAAUGCUGCUGCUGCGGCCGCGGCAUACACAAAGGUGCUUCUAAGUACUAUAACAACGGAAGACGUUCGACAGGAGAAGCUUGUUUUGCAAUCAGAUUCGUAUGAGAUGGACGAAGAGCAGACUGAAUGCCAUCGAGUACUGAAAACUUCAAAUUAUGAAAAUUUUAAGGACCUGAACGCGAGCCGAGUUUCGAACACUUGCGAGUGGUUUCUGGAUCGCUCAGAAUAUAAGGAAUGGCUACAGAGCUCCCAAGAUUUACUAUGGUUCUCAGCAGAUCCAGGUUGUGGGAAGUCCGUGUUAUCGAAAUAUCUCGUCGAUCACAAACUUCAAAAUACAGAGAAGAACAUUGUGUGCUACUUUUUUUUCAAGGACAAUACAAAGCAGGAUCGCCUUGCAGUAGCUUUAUGUGCUCUUCUGCAUCAAUUCUUUCACUACCGGCCACAGCUUCUCCGAUUCGCUAUGGAUGCGUUUAGGAAAAAUGGCGAAAAACUACAGAAUGAAGUUGAUGAGUUGUGGAGAAUAUUCAUCACAUCUGCUAAACAUACUUACUCAAACCGGGUUAUUUGCUUUCUGGACGGUCUCGACGAGUGUCGAGAAGAUGAUCAAAAAAAGCUCUUUCAAUUGCUUAGGAGCUUUUAUAACACACCCGAGCCAGUUAAAAGUCCCCAACUAAAGUUUUUUAUCACUAGCCGACCUUACCUGGACAUCGAAUAUCUAUUUCGUGAGCUUCCGUCGAUUAGAUUAGCUGGUGAAAAAUGCAACGACGCUAUCGGUGCAGAUAUCAAUCUCGUGGUUAAAGACGAGUUGUGCAAACUAAACCUUAGACCAGAUGUGCAAGACAUGUUGGAAAUCCGUCUUAUGGCACCAUCAAAUCGAACAUAUCUGUGGGCACGCCUUAUGUUGGAGGACCUUCGGGACCCCAGACAUAAGCAAACCAAGAAGGGGUUUGAAAAGGCUCUCAGGUAUCUUCCGAAACCAUUGGAGGUGGAAUAUGAGAAAAUUCUUAGCCGUAUCAACCAUAGCCGUCGACACAAAGCCGACAUCCUUCUUCGGAUUGUAGUGGACGCUUACCGCCCUCUCACGCUCUCAGAACUGGACGUCGCCUUCGAAUUGGCAGCAGGGGGCCAAGACGCCCGAACACAUGACGAUCUCGACCUUGAUCUGGAUGAGGAUUCCAUAGCAUCUCGACUACGAGAUCUCUGUGGGCUUUUUAUUUAUAUAGACGACUCCCGAAUCUUUCUCAUACACCAGUCGGCGAAGGAAUAUCUUGUGAACACCUACUAUCCUCGUCUUGCGUUAGAUAAGUCCUGGCCAAAUUUUCAAGUCCUACUAUCACCGAACGAGCUUCUAGUCGAUAUAUGCGUUCAAUAUCUCUCUUUAGAAGAUUUCAACUAUAAUCUUCACCAUGUAGAGUCUGGUGCUGACGACAAGGAGAGUGCUUAUCCUUUCUUGGAGUACUCUGCCACAUAUUUGGCAAAUCAUUUCCGCCAAGCAACAGUGGACGACGACAAGUUGUCGCCACGUAUCUAUGAGCUUUAUAAUAACCACAGCCAAAGGUUCGAAAACUGGUAUCGAAUAUCUCAGGAUGCCAAUGCCUUCAAGGGCGCGCCAAACACAUCUCUGCAAUUAGCGGCAUUCAGUGGCCACCUCAGAAUGGUUUUGCAUUUGCUAGAGGCGAAAGAAUUUGAAAGAGACACAGAGCAUGGGAAUAUGUGCAAAGCCCUGUAUUGGGCAGCCCUGGGAGGCAACGAACAGAUCGUAAGCAUCUUAAUUGAAAAUGGAACAGAUGUCAAUGCAAGGAUCAGUGAGCCAACACUGGUAACACCAAACGGGGAGUGCGAGAAGCUGAAGUUCAUGCUACUUGACAGCGGCGCAGAUGAUAUUUCACGCUCAUUACUCACUGCCUCUUCAGAAGACUACAUGGGGAUUUUGCAGCUUCUUUCCGAGAACUGUACACAUUGGAACGAGCACGCAGACUUCUCUCUUUAUGCUCUCAGCCAGACAUAUGCAGGAUACCAGAGAAGCCAUGGACGUCUUUCCCUUGAUUAUCAAGAUACCACUGCACAUUUCGCUUUCUAUGGCAAUGCACUCCAGGCUGCAGCUCAAGGAGGUUAUACAAGUGUCGUGCAGCUCUUACUUGAUCGAGGUGCAGACGUCAAUGUACGCGGCGGUUACUUUGGAAAUGCUCUUCAAGCUGCAGCUCGAGGAGGCUAUUCGAGUAUUGUAGACCUUUUACUUGACCGAGGUGCAGAUAUCAAUGCGCCUGGCGGAUUCUAUGGGAAUGGCCUCCAGGCUGCAGCUAGAGGAGGCCAUAGGAUCAUUGUAGAGUAUUUGGUUGAUGAAGGUGCGGAUGUCAACGCAUCUCGGGGCUUCUAUGGUACUCCUCUUCAAGCUGCAGCCAGAUUAGGCCACAAGACGAUUGUUCAGCUUUUGAUUUCUCGAGGCGCGGAUGUCAACGCACAAGGUGGACUAUACGGCACCGCGCUUCAGGCUGCUGUUACAGGCGGCUAUGAAGAUAUUGCAAAUCUUCUGCUUGAUAUGGGUGCACAUAUCUAUGCAGAAGGUGGCUUUUACGGUAAUAAUCUUGAGGCUGCUACUCGAGCAAGUCACCAAAGGCUCAUACAGCUCUUUCACAGGAGGGGUUUCUACGUUACUCAGGGUAGUCAUGGUCACGCCAGUUAUGGAUCAUCUUUCGAGAGAUCCAUUAGCACCAGCGCAGAUAGGCCGGCGGAUGGCAAAAAUCUUUCUGUCUGCGCUGUCUCGGCUACAUCCGAUGAUGGUGGUGAAGAAAAUCUUAUGAUGUGUGGCCACGAGCCAUCUCAACCCCAUCCCGCUUCCUCUCCUCAUCGACGAAGCGAUCAUACGUCCAGGCCACCUAAAAAGCGCAAAUGUCUCUCUUGA